UGGCAAUGCAUCCAUUUUAAAUGACAUAAGGGGGGAAAAGCCUGAAACGAAAACAAAAGUGGUUAUCGAAUGUAAAUAAUGCGAUGGGAUUUCAUUUUCAAAUUCUUGUCUGAGAAAAAGUAUUAAAUAUGAAAAUGAUUUCAUUUCCUUCUCGAAUUUCAUUACUGUUUUGGCUUGGCCUUUGUUCGAUAAGUAUAGUUGCUGGUGAAACAACUUGUAGUAAUGAGACUUGUAAUGACUGUGUAGAUAAUAAAGCUGCUGUAUAUUGUUUAAGCAAUAAAUGCUGUUAUGCGAAAAAUAAAACUGAAGAUUGUAAAGCAGAAGAUAUAAUAUACAACUCAAGUAACUGCUCUCUUGCACCUACUAAUGUAACUUCUGUCAGUCCCACAACUACAACAAAAAUAAUUACCACCACCACUGUGGCAUCUACGACGUCAGUAACUUCAUCAUCUUCUGUUCCUACUGUGCCAACCAGAACUACAGUUAUUCCACCAGGUCGUCAUUUUGAUGCCCCUAGUUUUAUAGGAGGCAUUGUUUUGGCUCUAGGACUUUUGGCUAUUAUUUAUAUAAGCUUUAAAUUUUAUAAAGCCAGAACUGAAAGAAAUUAUCACACUUUGUAAUUAAUUUGUUUUAUCGUAAAUUCUCAGUUAAAAUCAUAUGUAAUGUAACUUUUUUUUUUUGUAUAGAAAAGUUUUAAAUUUUUGUGAUGUUUAGUUCCUGUAUAUUAUAUUGUGUAAAAAAUAUACUUUUAAACUGAAGUGUUUUUGUUAUUUAUAAUGUUGAUGUCUACCUGUUAUAUAUUUUUUUAAUCUUAGUUAUUAUGCAUGUAAUUAGGGUUAGAUACUGUUUUAAUUUAUGAAAAAUAGGCAUAAAUGUAAUUAUACUUUUGUGAGUGAUUUAAUCUUUAAAAGCUUUAUUUUUUAAAUGUAUUACUAAAAAUAGUUACCUAUAUUCUUUAAAAUAAAAUGUUAUCUCAAGGUAUUGACAGUAAUAUAAUUUUAACAUCAAGUUAUAAAAUAUUUCAUAGUAAUAUUUUAUUAAAAUAUAGAGACAUAAUAAAUUCUUCAUUAAUUUAGCUUUAAAUCUUCCGUGCAUAUUUUCUUCGAUAUUUGAAUUGGUUCAUUAAUAAAUUUCUAGCUAUAAGGAGCUCUUUAUCUUUUAAAAAUUUUAGAUCUAAGAUACGUUUCAAAGAGGUGGGACCAUAAUUUGGCAGAGUAGCUCCUUUUAAAAUGCUAUGUAUAAGUUGAUGUUGCCUUAUUUCUGAAGUGAAGUAUUUUUCAGGUUUAACUAAGUCUUCACAUGUUUGAUUAUGGUUGUUAGAUUUUAAAACAUAUCCUGCCACUUUGUUACUCCAUACAUUGUAUGAAGUUAGAUUUUUAGCUAAAACUUUCUUUUGAACACAGUAUUCAAACCAUUCAUUGCGCCGCCUUUGCAAUUCUUGGACUUCUAACUUUAAUUGUUCUGGGCCAAAUUCUUUAACUGUUGCUUGAAACCUUUUUAGAAAAUGAUCAUAUAGCAUUUUAUCAGCCCAAUUCCAUUCUUCUAAGUUCUUAGUUGCUUCUUUAGAUAAACUCUUCCUGAAAUUCCCUAAGCGAGCGUUUAUUGUAAGGCUGACUAUGUCAUCUAAAUCCCAGCACAAAAUGUGGCGUAAAAGAAUAACUGAUUCAUCAAAGUGUUCUGCAAUCAUUACGAAGUCAAAAAUUUGGUCAAUUUUUUGUAUUGUUUUCUCUACUACUGAGCGAUUAUUAAAAAAGUAAGGUGAUAGGCCAAAAUCAAACAACAUUUGAUUUCUUCCCAUGCCAUUUGAACGCUUCUUCAAUGUUGCUAUAAUAGAUUCAUUUUUGGUUCCUCUGGCAUAUUCUUCAAUAUCCAUGUGAUAAAAAUCCUGUAAAAAUAAAAUUGACAUGCUGUUUUAAAAUUAUAUUAUAAUAAGUUUUAUAUAUAUCUGCUUAGCUUUAUUUAAAAAUUUAAAAUUGUACUUCAAUUUUUAUGCAUUAUUAAAUUUAUUUGAUUAUAAGGUAAGCUCUUAAUCUUUCAAAAGGGUUGAAAUUUCGCAAUAAUUUUUAAAAUACUUAAAUGGAGAUUUUCUAAUAUAUUAAUCUGACUAAUAUGGUCACAUUAAAUGCUGUACAUUAUUUAAAAUCUUUAUAAAUACACAUUUUAAAUCUGUCUAUUAAAUCUUUUUUAUCUUACAACAUAAUUUGUCAUGAUCUCAGUGUUUGAUGUAGAAGAUAUUUCUAUUAUUAAAUUAUUUUUAUACUUA
Molecule: messenger RNA, 2263 nt
Organism: Parasteatoda tepidariorum (common house spider)
Lineage: Eukaryota; Metazoa; Arthropoda; Arachnida; Araneae; Theridiidae
Product: sialomucin core protein 24
Cellular component (GO): cytoplasmic vesicle
Source: RefSeq, a predicted model, not a curated record